Messenger RNA from Schistocerca serialis cubense, 528 nucleotides. RefSeq lists its product as uncharacterized. NCBI's taxonomy places the organism in Eukaryota, Metazoa, Arthropoda, Insecta, Orthoptera, Acrididae. The transcript has a single exon. Bases 1 to 528 code for a protein of 175 amino acids. The record is from RefSeq and is a predicted model, not a curated record.
AUGUCUUUCCAUGCACUGCCACAGUCGUUUCGGAUGGGUCUAACUACAUUCGCACAACGUGUGCAUGAAACGUGCGCCACAAUAUGUGAAAUUCUGAGCCCUGUACACCUGCCUUCUCCUACUAUACCACUGCUUCAAACCGCUGCUAAACACAUGUAUGCCAACUGGAAUUUUCGGAAUUGUGUGGGGGCCAUUGAUGGUAAGCAUAUUCGGGUUAAAUGUCCCCCUCAUUCUGGGACAAUGUCUUACAAUUACAAAAAAUAUUUCUCGCCUGCUUUACUAGCUGUAGCCAAUGCUAAAUGCAGAUUAAUAGCAGUUGACAUUGGAGGCUAUGGCAAGCAAUCAGAUGGUGGCACAUUUAGAGCAAGUAACUUGUACAAUAAUAUUUUGAACGAAACUGAAAACUGGCCUCCACCGAAAGAACUACCAGGUACUUCAGUAAAAUCCCCAUUAGUGUUGGUUGGAGAUGAAGCCUUUCCACUACUGGAAAAACUUAAUGCGCCCUUUCCCUGGGCUGUCACUGACUGA